This is a messenger RNA of Arxiozyma heterogenica, 1092 nucleotides long. It is a transcript of the gene STE50, whose product is annotated as Ste50p. The record is from RefSeq and is a predicted model, not a curated record. Bases 1 to 1092 code for a protein of 363 amino acids. Gene Ontology annotation, biological process: signal transduction. NCBI's taxonomy places the organism in Eukaryota, Fungi, Ascomycota, Saccharomycetes, Saccharomycetales, Saccharomycetaceae. The transcript has a single exon.
AUGGAUGAAGUUAGAAGAGAAAGAUCAAAUUCAACAAAUAAGGCAGAAGUGGAUUUGCCAAUACUUGAUUUAAAAGAUUAUUUAAACUGGACAUCAGAAAUGGUAGCACAAUGGUGUGUCCAUACGUUACAACUUGAUGAAAAUGAUCAACUGUGUGUGAAGAUUCGUUCUAAUAGAAUAACUGGUGAUCUGCUACCAGAUUUGAAUCUAGAUGAUUGUAAAGAAUUAUGUCAAGUGGCUAACAGUGAGAUUAAGGAAAACUCAGACAUAUACCAAGAGGGACUCAUAAAGGCUAUACGGUUAAAGAUAAUGUUAAAUAAAUUAAAGGGGAACAGCAGUAAUAAUACAAACGGAAAGUCAUCUCAGCAACUGAAACAGCAGUUGCAAAGAGAACAAAUGAUAGUGGCAUCAUUAGAUAAUAUUUAUUUAGCAGCAGAAUCAAAGUUUCAAGACUUUCAAUCUCAAUUUAAUCAAUUGAAAGUAGAGGUCUCAGACUUAACAAAAUAUAUGUCUUCUUUAAAAAAUUAUAGUGGUAAUCAUAUUCAUAACACCAAUGAAAAUAUCGACGAAAAUAUAAUACAUUCAAAAAACAAUUGGUCCACAUCAAAUAUUAAGACAUCAAUACCGUCUAAGACUGUAGAAAGUCAACCAAUUUCUGUUACACCAAAGACACCUAUUAAACAUUUGAUUCAUUCAUCGUCACGUACUAAUUUAAAUAAUAAUCAUGAUUAUUAUGAUAAGUCAACGAAAUUAGAAUCUGUACCUAACCAAUCAUCACCAGUUCAGCAUGAAGCAUUAAAACAGUUGCGUGCAUCAAAGGAUGAUUCAAGUGAAAAGAUUUUAAAAAGUGCAAUGAGAAAACAUAAUCUGAAUGAUGAAGAUUGGAGACAAUAUGUUCUUGUCAUUGGAUAUGGUGAUAAAGAGAGAAUACUUGAAUUACAUGAGAAUCCUGUUGUUAUUUUCAAAACUUUAAAGCAACAAGGGUUUCAUCCGACUAUUAUGUUGAGAAGACGUGGAGAUUUUGAAGAGCUUCAACCUAACGAUCUCUUUACUAAUAAUAACAAUAAUAUUACACCUGGAGGUAGACUAUAA